GCGGCGCGGGCGGGGCCCCGGGGUUGUGGCGCGCCGGGGAAAAGCGGCGGCCGCGAUCGUUCCGUGCCCGGCCCGGGACCCCGGGACACCGCAACCCCGGGCCGCGCCCCCACCGCCCGGGGCCGCCCCCCCACCCAAUGGAGAACUUCCAGAAGGUGGAGAAGAUCGGGGAGGGCACGUACGGCGUCGUGUACAAGGCCCGGAACAAGGUCACGGGCGAGGUGGUGGCGCUGAAGAAGAUCCGGCUGGACACGGAAACCGAGGGCGUCCCCAGCACGGCCAUCCGAGAGAUCUCGCUGCUGAAGGAGCUCAACCACCCCAACAUCGUCAAACUGCUGGAUGUGAUCCACACGGAGAACAAGCUCUACCUGGUCUUUGAGUUCCUGCACCAGGACCUGAAGAAGUUCAUGGAUGCAUCGUCCCUGGGUGGCAUCGCGCUGCCACUCAUCAAGGUGGUGACGUUGUGGUACCGAGCGCCUGAGAUCCUGCUGGGCUGCAAGUAUUAUUCGACUGCCGUGGACAUCUGGAGCCUGGGCUGCAUUUUCGCCGAGAUGGUGACGCGGCGCGCGCUCUUCCCCGGGGAUUCGGAGAUCGAUCAGCUCUUCCGUAUCUUCCGCACGCUGGGGACUCCGGAUGAGGCUGCCUGGCCCGGCGUCACCGCCCUGCCCGACUACAAGCCCAGCUUCCCCAAGUGGGCCCGGCAGGAUCUGGGCAAGGUGGUGCCGCCGCUGGAUGAGGAGGGCCGCAAGCUGCUGGCGCAAAUGCUGCACUACGAUCCCAACAAACGCAUCUCGGCCAAGGCAGCGCUGGGCCAUCCCUUCUUCCGUGAUGUCACCAGGGCUGUCCCCCACCUGCGCCUGUGAGCACUGGGCUGGGGGUGGGCACGUUGGCUGCGGACAGCGCGAGCGCAGAGUGGGGCACUGGGACCCCCGGCCCCCAGGACUGCUCGGGGCGGGGACCCCCCCUUUGCCUGGGCUCUCGGGCACUUACAGCUGAGGGUGAGGUGGGAGGGUGAGGGACAGAGCCUUCCCCCUCCCUUUGUCCCCCUCUCCUCCGUCCCCGGGGUGGCAGUGGGGGUCCACCUCUUCCCUCCCCCCCGCGGGCUUUUCCUCGCUGACUUUUGUAACUUUUUUGCCAUUUUGUAGUUGACAUUUAAAGCCCUUUGUGCAGCUCCUGUUCAGCAGUGCCUGUGGGACAUGGGGGGGGUUGUGGGUGUCUGACCCCUAUCAGCCCCUCCUCAGCUGGCUGGGAGCAGUCUGUCCUCUGUCACCUGCCUGCAGCACCCCCAGCACCAUCCUGUGCAUCUGUAGGGCCGCUAUGCCCAUAGGGCUCCCCAGUGACUGCCCCCAGGUCCUUGAAAUACCAAUAGGGCCCAUAUGUGCCCCAUCUCUUCACAGCACCCAUACGUGCCACACGGUCGCCGUAGGGCCCGUUUGUGUCCCAUAGUCCCUAUAUGGUCCAUAUGCGUCCCUGCGUCCCACUGCCCCAUCCACGCCCCCAUAGGGUCCGUAUGAGGCCCC
Lagopus muta (rock ptarmigan) is the source of this 1520-nucleotide messenger RNA. RefSeq names its product cyclin dependent kinase 2 (gene CDK2). Gene Ontology annotation, biological process: regulation of G2/M transition of mitotic cell cycle; protein phosphorylation; signal transduction. The record is from RefSeq and is a predicted model, not a curated record. The transcript has 6 exons. Gene Ontology annotation, molecular function: cyclin binding; ATP binding; cyclin-dependent protein serine/threonine kinase activity. Bases 138 to 863 code for a protein of 241 amino acids. Gene Ontology annotation, cellular component: cytoplasm; cyclin-dependent protein kinase holoenzyme complex; nucleus. NCBI's taxonomy places the organism in Eukaryota, Metazoa, Chordata, Aves, Galliformes, Phasianidae.